GUGAAAAUGCGCGAAACAACUAUACAGUAGUAAGUAAUGAAUAAUAAAAUUUAUAGAGCAUGGAGGAAGCUUUGAUUUGAUAUUUCAUGAAAGAAGCGAAAAACCAGAAAAGAUUCUGUGGGAGAAGCUCUUUGUUUAUCUUAUUUUAAUUUAAUCUCUAUCUUUUGUUCCUUUACUUUCGUUCAAUUAAUGAGAUCUCACCCAUAUCUCCGACGACUACAACUACUUCACCAAUCACUACACAGACACAACUCUCUCAUCUCAUCUCUUUCGCACUUUAACUAGUCACUGUCUCUGAAUAAUUAUUAUUAUUCAUCAUUUCCAUACGAACCUCUAUCCCCAAGCUGACGGUUCAUACAUCAUCAUUGACCAAGAUUCCAAGAGAAACACACAGAGUAUUUAAAUUCAGAAUUAAGAAACUUGUGUGAAAGCUCUUUGAUUUGACCAAGUGUGCUGGUGAAGCAUUUACAUUGGGGGAUCUGGGGGAGUCUUUGUGUCUUAUUCUCUUUGCGAUCAGAUUCAUUUUCGUGUGCUUGCAUUGACCAAUGGGAGGUUGUGUGUCAAAGAGCAAUGAAGAGCCUAUGUAUCGUCCCUGUCUCGGGAUGGGAUGUUGUGGGAGCAAAAUGGGGAGGAGAACAUCUUCUGGCCGCAUCGUUUCACUAAACAACUUGGUCUCUAUUCCCAACCGGAUCACCAGCAAUGGAAAGAGCAAGAGUUCUUGCAUUUUCACUCAACAGGGACGCAAGGGGAUUAAUCAGGACGCAAUGAUUGUGUGGGAAGAUUUUAUGUCUAAAGAUGUGACAUUCUGCGGUGUUUUUGAUGGACAUGGUCCUCAUGGCCAUCUUGUUUCUCGCAAAGUGAGAGAAUCGUUGCCUGUAAGGUUACUGUCUUUCAUGAAUUCAAUUCAGUCGAAGCAAAACGGUACAAGCAAAUCAGAUAGCCAAGAAGCUGCUGACAAGGAAGAAGCUAGUGAGGAGGAUAAGUUGAAGCUCUUGUGGGAAGAAGCUUUUUUGAAAGCUUUUAAUGCUAUGGAUAAGGAACUGCGUUCCCAUCCUAAUGUGGAAUGCUUCUGCAGCGGCAGCACUGCUGUUACAGUCAUUAAACAGGGUUCACAUCUAUUCAUGGGAAACAUUGGGGACUCUCGGGCGAUACUUGGAUCCAAAGAGAGCAACGAUUCAAUGGUUGCAACUCAGCUAACAGUUGACUUGAAGCCUGACUUACCAAGGGAAGCAGAGAGGAUCAAGCAAUGUAAAGGUAGAGUGUUUGCGUUGGAAGACGAGCCAGAGGUGCCAAGAGUCUGGCUACCAUUUGAUAAUGCUCCUGGAUUAGCCAUGGCUAGGGCGUUUGGUGAUUUCUGUCUGAAAGACUACGGUGUGAUUUCAGUACCCGAGUUCUCUCACCGUGUUCUCACAGAUAGAGAUCAGUUCAUUGUCUUGGCCUCAGAUGGAGUAUGGGAUGUGCUAAGCAACGAAGAAGUGGUUGAAGUGGUAUCAUCAGCACAAAGCCGAGCAUCAGCAGCUAGGCUAGUGGUGGAUUCAGCUGCACGAGAGUGGAAACUAAAGUACCCUACGUCGAAAAUGGACGACUGUGCAGUCGUGUGUUUGUUUCUAAACGGGAAAAUGGACUCAGAUUCAUCAGACUACGACGAACAAGGAUACUACUCGUCAGCAACAAACGCAGUGGAAUCAGAGGAAAGCCAGGGGGGAACAGAACCGUGUCUUCAGAGAAACGUCACAGUAAGGGCAACAACAGAGAACAACAGUUACGUUAAUGUGAAUGCUGCAGAGACUAACGAUGCAGAAAAGGAGAAAAAGACUGAAGGUGAACAGAACUGGUCUGGACUUGAAGGUGUUACUCGAGUGAACUCACUUGUUCAGCUUCCAAGAUUCUCUGGAGAAGAAACAAAGACUUGAGAUAUGACUUUUCAUUGUUUUCAAUAAAUUAUGUUAGUAGCAAGAAAAGAAAGUGUUCUGUUUUCAUCUAUUCCCAAUCCAUAAAGUGUAAAUGUGCCUCAAAAUCUAUGCUUGGUUGUUCAAAUUCUUUAAAAAAAUUCUCACAACUUCGUGAGAGUGAAUUAUUAUUAUUAAAAAAAAUAAAAAAAGAAGGUCCCACCGAGAAUUGAACUCGGGUUACU
Messenger RNA from Eruca vesicaria subsp. sativa (arugula), 2134 nucleotides. NCBI's taxonomy places the organism in Eukaryota, Viridiplantae, Streptophyta, Magnoliopsida, Brassicales, Brassicaceae. The record is from the annotation of a GenBank genome assembly.